Messenger RNA from Aspergillus udagawae, 978 nucleotides. RefSeq lists its product as uncharacterized. Lineage: Eukaryota; Fungi; Ascomycota; Eurotiomycetes; Eurotiales; Aspergillaceae. Bases 1 to 978 code for a protein of 325 amino acids. The record is from RefSeq and is a predicted model, not a curated record. The transcript has 4 exons.
AUGGUCGGACUCGCAAUAGAACACAACAUCCAAGUCAACGAUGGCCCCUUGACCUCCGAAACCGCCACUCUUCUCCGACCCUCAGACCCCUCCCUCCCCCUGGACGAACUCCGCGCCCGCUACGAACAAGACGGCUAUCUUUUCCUCAAACACCUUCUCCCCCGCGAGGACGUCCUCGAAGCCCGCAGACAGUACUUCUCCCUCCUGGCCCCGACCGGCGUUCUCCAAGAAGGCACCGACCCAGUCCAAGGCAUCUUCAACACCACCAAGUCGCCCGAUGAGUACCCCGGCAUCGGCGCCGGCGCGGUAGGCAACAACGGCCGUCCAGGGGGUGACAAGGCCGCGCAGUUUGUGGACCUGGCCAUCGAGGCGCACUACCAGGAUUGGUACGCGGAGAAGUUCUGCAAACAUCCCGAUUUGGUCCGGUUUGUGGCCGAGUUCACGGGCUGGGGCGAGCACACGUUGAAUCUCCGUCGGACGCUGCUGAGGAAUAAUACGCCCGGCACGAAACCCAUUGGGGUGCACUAUGAUCAGAUCUUCUUGCGAUAUGGAGAGCCGACGAGUGUCACCGCUUGGGUGCCUAUGGGAGAUAUCAAAAUUAAUGGCGGGGGCUUGAUCUAUCUGGAGGAUGGCGACCCUGUUGGACUCAAGAUCGAGGAAGAGUUCACCAACAAGGCAAAGCAGGCCGGGUUGACCGACGAAGAGGCCAAAUCGGCUUUCAACUCGAACAUGAUGGCGACGGGGCUUUUGUCCGAGUCGCCGGUCGAGUUUGCCAGGCAGCAUGCCCGUCGCUGGCUGGUGUCUGCCUACGAGGCGGGUGAUGUUGUCUUACACAAACCUCAUACAAUUCAUGCAUCGACCAUCAACAAUGACCCGGAUAAUGUCAUCCGUCUUGCGACUGAUCUGCGAUUCUGCGACUCUUCCAAGCCGUAUGAUAAUAGAUGGAUGAGCCAUUAUAGGUUUGGAGAUGGUGUGUGA